Messenger RNA from Syngnathus typhle (broad-nosed pipefish), 2556 nucleotides. It is a transcript of the gene slc25a55a, whose product is annotated as solute carrier family 25 member 55a. NCBI's taxonomy places the organism in Eukaryota, Metazoa, Chordata, Actinopteri, Syngnathiformes, Syngnathidae. Bases 1042 to 1917 code for a protein of 291 amino acids. Gene Ontology annotation, biological process: L-glutamate transmembrane transport; aspartate transmembrane transport; malate-aspartate shuttle. The transcript has 8 exons. Gene Ontology annotation, molecular function: L-aspartate transmembrane transporter activity; L-glutamate transmembrane transporter activity. The record is from RefSeq and is a predicted model, not a curated record.
GUCGGCGUCACUUGCGUCUUCCCCAUCGACUUGGCAAAGACAAGGUUACAGAACCAGAGACCAGGGCAGCAGGCCUACAAGAGCAUGAUGGACUGCCUUGUGAAAACAGUACGAUCAGAGGGCUACUUUGGCAUGUACAGAGACAUGGGUCCCCCCUGGGAUAUUGAAGGCUAGCCGAUAAGGCGCAGCCACGCUGGAGGCAAACAUUAAUGGUUUUUACUAUAUUGCUCUAUUCCAAACUACAGGCACAUAUGUUCAUUUUUGCCAUGUUCACGUGUCCUCUUGUGUCAACAACUUGUUGUCAGUAGCGUCUGUGCCGCUCCUUCGCCUUCCAGACUCAUGGUGUGCUUUCACCAGCUUUGUUUGAGCUUGAAAAUGACUUGUGGAACUCACAAGGGUCUAUUUUCAAGUUUGCCCAAAGUCGGGGCACGCGCCAUCCUCUGUCUUUUUUUUUUUUUUUUCUUGUUGUUUCUUUUCCACUAACAUGUCUUCUUGUCUUGUCAAACUUUUUGGUUUUUUCCCCCCCACUAACAUGUUCUCUUCUCUUGUCUUGUCAAACUUUGCUCCUCCUUGUCUCUUAUUUUCUGCAUCUACCUCUCUGCAUAAUGUUUGUUGGAUCAUUCCAUUCGCACCAGUCCCAGGUGACCCUUCUUCAGAUUUCCUGAUUUUUAUUUUAUUAGUGCCGUACGAUGUGUAGUCAGUCUCAAGUUUGGGCCUCCUACUUUGGGUACCAUGUCCACUUUUGGGAUCUGCGAAUCGCACACAAAAAGCUUGACCACAUUUGGGGGACGGAUUCCAAAAGUGGGUGCGGUACCCUUUGAACGUCAUAACGCACAUUAGAAUUCAAAUGAGGAAGAUUAAAGAGGUGUCACCAGGGAAUGGCGUUUGACUUGAUGUGGAAUGAACCGGUUUUGUUUGGCUCUUCCCUCAUUUCUCUCUCAAUUCCUCUACUGCCUUUACGACUUGAAGCUGCUUUGUGUGUUUUAUUAGCCUCAUAUAGGAAGUGUUGAAAUUCUAGUGUCAUAAUGAUAAUGGUGGGGAAUGAUUGUGUCGUGCAUGUGCAAAGUCCAAAGUGUCUAUUUGAUGUCUAACUGUCACUUUAUUUGUCCCUUAGGUGCCGCCGUCAAUUUGACUCUGGUGACGCCCGAGAAGGCCAUUAAGUUGGCCGCCAAUGACUUCUUCCGCCAGCACUUUGCUAAAAAUGGUCAGGGACUGACUGUGUUCAAAGAGAUGCUGGCUGGCUGCGGCGCGGGCAUGUGUCAAGUCAUUGUCACCACGCCCAUGGAAAUGCUCAAGAUACAGCUGCAGGACGCGGGCAGACUGGUUGCCCAGCAACAGAAGCCGGUCAUCUUGUCUCCCUCCAAGCUGGUGGCCACCAACACGCUGCUUAGCCGCUCUUACAACUCGGGAACUGUGAGCGCCAUGGCGACGCCGCGAGCCGUAUCGGCCACGCAGAUCGCCAGGGAGCUUUUCCGCACGCAGGGCAUCCAAGGGCUCUACAAAGGCCUUGGGGCCACGCUCAUGAGGGAUGUCCCCUUCUCGGUGGUGUAUUUCCCGUUGUUUGCCAACCUGAACAGACUGGGCCAGCCCAGCGCUGAGCAGGCAUCGCCCUUUUACUGGGCUUUUUUCUCGGGGUGUCUGGCAGGCUCCAUUGCUGCGGUGGCAGUCAACCCCUGUGACGUGGUAAAAACCAGACUGCAGUCACUGAAUAAAGGCUCGGUUGAGGAGGCUUACAGCGGAGUCGUCGACUGUGUCAGUAAGAUCCUGCACAAGGAGGGAGCGUCCGCCUUCCUGAAAGGCGCCGGCUGCCGGGCCCUGGUCAUUGCCCCGCUGUUUGGCAUUGCCCAGGUCAUGUACUUUGUGGGCGUGGGCGAGUACAUCCUGGACAGCUCCCCUCUCAGUGUCCUUUCACCGUGAGAGGUUGCCGCCGCCACGCGCUCAGGGGGACCACUCGAAGCCAAGAAGGAUGGCCAGAACUGGCAGCUACGUUCCAUGCUCGGAGGGAGGAGGAGGAAGAAGAGUUGUGUAGCACUUGAAACACUUUUCGUGGCUUAAAUCACACUCGGCCUUGUCCCGCGUUUGCACUUUGACAGACCAUCACCGUCCUUACGAAGCCCCAGAUUGGCCAUGUUACUCCUUUUUUUGGGUCCGUUAGCUCCUUUUUUUUUUUUAUACCGUGGUGAUGGUGUGAGGAGCUCAGAAAGGCACACCUAUUUUAAUUUCAAUGUUUUUCAGUUUCUGGAUGUUACACAGUUAGUGUUGCUGUGAGUCAAGGUCUUUCCGAUCUUGCUAGACAUGAAUUUUGUAACCAGUUUGUCACCACUUGACUGUGAAUCUCCAUGCACAUUGUGUGUGUCAGUUAAUAUUUGUUUUGGUCAUGUAGUCUGUUCAUUUGAAUAUGCAUUUACAUGAAUUUGCAGUCCAUUCAUUUACUUACAAAUCGACAUGAAUUUUCAUCCUGCAGCUAUGCCUUUGAGUGAAAAAAAAAAUUACUCUGUACAAGCAAAUUUUUUGUGUAUGACUGAACACACUCGACACAUUAAACAAUGCAAUUUA